This is a messenger RNA of Ipomoea triloba (trilobed morning glory), 894 nucleotides long. Its product is annotated as osmotin-like protein TPM-1. Gene Ontology annotation, biological process: defense response. Bases 40 to 720 code for a protein of 226 amino acids. Gene Ontology annotation, cellular component: extracellular region. The record is from RefSeq and is a predicted model, not a curated record. NCBI's taxonomy places the organism in Eukaryota, Viridiplantae, Streptophyta, Magnoliopsida, Solanales, Convolvulaceae. The transcript has a single exon.
CACAAAUUCAUAUCAAAGCUAAGCAUUUCACUUACAAAUAUGAAUUGCUUAGCCACUCUUCCACUGCUCCUCCUCCUCAGCCUCUUCACAUCUAGCUCCGCCGCCAACUUUGAAGUUCAUAACAACUGCCCCUACACCGUAUGGGCCGCCGCAACCCCAGUUGGCGGCGGCCAACGCCUUGACCAAGGCCAAAGCUGGAACAUCAAUGUGCCACCCGGCACCGCCAUGGCACGUAUAUGGGGCCGCACAAACUGCAACUUUGAUGGUAGCGGAAGGGGCUCAUGCCAAACCGGUGACUGCGGUGGGGUGUUGCAGUGCACCGGGUGGGGCAAACCGCCUAACACCCUGGCCGAGUUCGCCCUAAACCAAUUCAACAACCUCGACUUCUUCGACAUCUCCAACAUCGACGGUUUCAACAUCCCCAUAAGCUUUGCCCCCACUAGCCCUGGCGCCGACAAAUGCCAUUCAAUCUCAUGCACGGCGGACAUCAUCGGCCAAUGCCCCGCCGCUCUCAAGGUCCCCGGAGGAUGUAACAACCCUUGCACCACCUUUGGAGGACAACAAUAUUGUUGCACCAAUGGACCAUGUGGUCCUACAGAUUAUUCAAGGUUUUUCAAGGGCUUGUGCCCUGAUGCUUAUAGUUAUCCUCAGGAUGAUGCCACUAGCACUUUUACUUGUCCUGGAGGAAGCACAGAUUAUAGGGUUGUCUUCUGCCCAUGAUCAAGUUAAUCAAGUAUGGAUUUGUGGAAGUAUUAAUGCCUGAUAAUGUUAAGAAUAAAGGCUUUAAAUAAAUCUUUCUAAUUAGGUUUGCAUUUAUAUAUAUUGUAAUGUAAUGGGACUUCCACUUUUUUAUUAUAUAUUCCUUAAUGGAUGUGAUGAAAUUUAGUUCUUAUA